AUGCUCAUAAGCCUCACGAGCAGGCCUGUGUUUCUACGAAUUUUUUUUAAAAAAUCAAGAAUUCGAUCUUGCUUCUCGGGCAGCAACUUGCAACUUGACACAGCUGCUUCCCUCCCUUUCCUUCAACUGCACUCAACCGCACUGACCGCGCUAAAAUCACUGUUAAAAAAGUACAGCGCGAUUCUUGAUUUAGACUUGCAGUUGGGUUUCGGAUGUAAGAACUCACCGCCAUUUGCUCCAGUGAAAGGGUUAGCAGAAGCCGGAAAUGAUGAACACAUCUGGCAAAUUCAGCAAGAAGAAUUCAAGAGGGCUAUAUUGCAGCCUGGACAAAUUGAAACUUUUGCUCUUCAGACUGUUCAAGAUUUUAUUAGACCUCAGAAGCAAACUAAAUUAGUGCAAGAUGAGAAUCAAUUGUUGGAAAAUAUGCUCCGGACAUUGCUUCAGGAGCUCGUGUCUUCUGCUGCACAGUUGGGGGAGGAAAUAAUGUUAUAUGGGAAAUCAAUUGAUGAUGGGGAGAACUCUCUGGGUCAAGUUCCUCGUCUACUAGAUGUUGUUCUAUAUCUCUGUGAGAGAGAGCAUAUUGAAGGUGGGAUGAUAUUCCAGCUUUUGGAAGAUUUGACUGAAAUGUCUACAAUGAGAAACUGCAAGCAUGUUUUUGGUUACAUAGAGAGUAAGCAAGAUAUACUUGGAAAGCAAGAACUUUUUGCUCGUGGAAAACUUGUGAUGUUGAGAACAUGCAAUCAACUUCUCCGUCGCCUUUCAAAGGCAAAUGAUGUCGUGUUUUGUGGACGAAUUCUUAUGUUUCUGGCACACUUUUUUCCAUUAUCUGAGCGCUCAGCUGUAAACAUAAAAGGAGUUUUCAACACAUCAAAUGAGACUAAAUAUGAGAAAGAGCCACCAGCUGCCAUUUCUCUCGACUUCAACUUCUAUAAAACCUUGUGGAGUUUACAGGAGUACUUCUGUGACCCUUCCCUUACUCUUUCUGCAGUCAAGUGGCAAAAAUUCACAUCGAGUUUGAUGGUUGUCUUGAAUACCUUUGAAGCUCAGCCUUUGAGUGAAGAAGAAGGAGGUGCUAACAAUUUGGAGGAAGAGGCAGCAGCAUUUAACAUAAAGUAUCUCACAAGCAGUAAACUGAUGGGUUUAGAGUUAAAAGAUCCAAGUUUUCGACGCCAUAUUCUUGUGCAGUGCCUCAUACUGUUUGACUACCUUAAGGCUCCAGGAAAGAAUGACAAAGACUUAACAUCUGAAAGCAUGAAAGAAGAAAUAAAAACUCACGAGGAGCAUGUAAAGAAAUUGCUUGAAAUGAUUCCACCUAAAGGAAAAGAUUUUCUUCACAAGGUUGAGCAUAUACUAGAACGUGAAAAGAAUUGGUUGUGGUGGAAACGUGAUGGUUGCCCUCCCUUCGAAAAGCAGCCAAUAGAGAACAAAACUGUCCAAGAUGGAGGCAAAAAACGUAAGCCAAGGUGGAGGUUAGGAAACAAAGAACUCUCUCAACUGUGGAAGUGGGCAGAUCAGAAUCCGAAUGCUUUGACUGAUCCUACACGUGUUCGAACUCCUGCUAUCACAGAUUACUGGAGACCAUUGGCAGAUGAUAUGGAUCCAUCAGCUGGAAUAGAAGCUGAAUAUCACCACAAGAAUAACCGGGUUUAUUGCUGGAAAGGUCUCCGUUUCUCUGCUAGGCAGGAUUUGGAUGGUUUCUCUCGAUUUACUGACCAUGGUAUUGAAGGAGUUGUUCCUUUAGAACUAUUGCCAUCAGAUGUCCGGUCCAAAUACCAAGCUAAACCUAAUGACAGGUCUAAACGUGCCAAAAAGGACGAGCCAAAGGGUGCUUCAAAUCAAGUGGAAGACAAUCAGAUUGCAACACCUGCAAGCGAGAUUGAUGGUGAAGGAAGUAGAACUGAUCUUGAUGCCUCUGCUGCACCAAUGGACACUGAUGCCAUGGUCACAACUGGCAAUAUUUCACAAAGUGGCUCUCCAACCCCAGAUGAACAUCAGAAGCAAAGCCCUGACACUGAUUGUGGUCAAGAGGCAGGCCAGCUAGACGCAGACACCGAAGCAGAGGCAGGAAUGAUAGAUGGAGAGACAGACGCAGAGGUGGAUUUAGAAGCAGUCGGCUGA
Messenger RNA from Dovyalis caffra, 2118 nucleotides. NCBI's taxonomy places the organism in Eukaryota, Viridiplantae, Streptophyta, Magnoliopsida, Malpighiales, Salicaceae. The record is from the annotation of a GenBank genome assembly.